Molecule: messenger RNA, 492 nt
Organism: Sander lucioperca (pikeperch)
Lineage: Eukaryota; Metazoa; Chordata; Actinopteri; Perciformes; Percidae
Gene: gtf2h5
Product: general transcription factor IIH, polypeptide 5
Exons: 3
Coding region: 199-414 (71 amino acids)
Biological process (GO): transcription initiation at RNA polymerase II promoter; nucleotide-excision repair, preincision complex assembly; transcription by RNA polymerase II
Cellular component (GO): transcription factor TFIIH holo complex; transcription factor TFIIH core complex
Source: RefSeq, a predicted model, not a curated record
AGACCGUACGUCACCCCACGUCCAUUCCACAAUGCUUUGAAACUGUUUAGGAAACAGCCGCAGCCAGCUAUCAGGUUGGUGAAAGUCCGUCUUUCGUCCUAAUUAACUCAUUUUGAAUGUACUAGCGAGGUAUCUAAAUCUUUAAUGGUUUUGAGCAUUUACAUUUGAUUGACUGCUGGUUUCUCUGCACCUGUCAACAUGGUCAACGUACACAAAGGUGUUCUUGUUGAAUGUGAUCCUGCCAUGAAACAGUUCCUCCUCUACUUGGAUGAAAAAAUGGCCCUGGGAAAGAAGUUCAUCCUCAAGGACCUUGACGACACACACCUCUUCAUCCUGGCAGAGGUGGUUCAGACCCUCCAGGAGAGAGUUGGCGAGUUAAUGGACCAGAACUCAUUCACCGUCACGCAGAAAUAAUACUCAACUGUUUCAAAGAAGUCUUGCUUCUUGGACUUAGGACAGUCUUUAGAUGAACACGGUUUGCAAUGUUUUAAC